AUGGUGGAUGCGCCACACAGUCCCAUCGUGGUGAUCCUUGGGUUGAUGUGUCAUCCGGGACCCGUAACCGGACGCAAUGACCCCCAGACGGGACCGAUGCGAGACAAACAUCUGCCCAACUGCGACUACAUUCAGUCUCCUACUCCUCUACCGAACAAACCACUACAAACGAUCAUCUUGACAGCAGCCACUCACCAUGCCGGCGAGCAGGGUAUGAAGCGUGAUUCACAAGUACCCAAUGCGCCCCAAUAUCACAUGAGAAACUCUAUCACUAGUGUAAAGAUGCGCAGGGUCAGUUACACGAUCAAGUUUCAGAAACCGAUCCAGAACAUUCCUAGAGGUACCUUGCAUUUCUGCCCUUCACAGCGUGCAGGUACAUAUGUCAUCGCCUCUCUUCCGUCCUCACUUGCACCACCCCGAUCUGCGCUGAAGACGUCGGGACCCUUGCCGCAGCUGGGAAACGAGGAGAAUCCUGUAAAAAUGGUGCUAAAAUAA
Messenger RNA from Neurospora tetrasperma FGSC 2508, 495 nucleotides. RefSeq lists its product as uncharacterized. The transcript is spliced from 2 exons. The record is from RefSeq and is a predicted model, not a curated record. The coding region runs from base 1 to 495 and encodes 164 amino acids. Lineage: Eukaryota; Fungi; Ascomycota; Sordariomycetes; Sordariales; Sordariaceae.